Cyprinodon variegatus (sheepshead minnow) is the source of this 2154-nucleotide messenger RNA. RefSeq names its product potassium channel, two pore domain subfamily K, member 12 (gene kcnk12). The record is from RefSeq and is a predicted model, not a curated record. The coding region runs from base 1 to 1047 and encodes 348 amino acids. Gene Ontology annotation, cellular component: membrane. Gene Ontology annotation, molecular function: potassium ion leak channel activity. The transcript has 3 exons. NCBI's taxonomy places the organism in Eukaryota, Metazoa, Chordata, Actinopteri, Cyprinodontiformes, Cyprinodontidae. Gene Ontology annotation, biological process: stabilization of membrane potential; potassium ion transmembrane transport.
AUGGACCGGGUGAAGAAAACGACGGGCUGUGUUCUGACCAGAAAGGAGGAUUACUAUCUUGACUCGGAGGUGACGGACGGAAUUCCGGAAGAACAGGUGUGCAGGAAAGUUCCAGCUCCAGAAGACCCACAGCACAUCCUGCUGGAGACGGAGGGGUUUGGGAUGACAACGCCUGUGACAAUUGCUGGGAAAGUGUUCCUGAUAUUUUAUGGGCUUCUGGGCUGCGCUGCAACUAUCCUCUUUUUUAACCUCUUCCUGGAGCGCAUCAUAACACUCCUGGCUGUGGUAAUGAAGGCUGUGAGAGAAAGAAGAAUCAGGAACAGCGGUCUCCUUCCACCAGGAAUCCGGCAUGACUUCUCAGCCUACUCUCUCCCAGGAUGGAAGCCAUCCGUGUACCACGUGAUGCUGAUUCUGGGACUGUCAGCCAUAACCAUCUCCUGCUGUGCGUCGGCUAUGUACAGCCCCGUAGAGGGCUGGGCCUACUUAGAUUCACUCUACUUCUGCUUUGUCACCUUCAGCACCAUUGGCUUUGGUGACUUUGUCAGCAGCCAGAGCGCUGCCUACCAAUACCAAAGCCUCUAUAGGGUGGCCAACUUCUUCCUAAUGCUUAUGGGCGUCUGUUGCAUCUACUCACUCUUCAAUGUAAUUUCUAUUGUUAUCAAGCAGGUGCUUAACUGGAUGCUGGAGAAAAUGAGCUGUUUGUUUUGUCAGCGUUGCAGUAAGGCAAACGCCCUCCUGGGUAGGCGAAACGCCAUCCGCCCAGGCUCCAGGGGUCGUCAGAGUCGGUUCAGUCAUCAGCCUGACUCAGACGGUCCAUGUGAUAGUGAUACCGAAGGACGGAGGCUAUCAGGGGAAAUGAUCUCCAUGAAGGACCUGGCGGCUUCAAACAAGGUGUCCCUUGCUCUCAUGCAGAAGCAGCUGUCUGAGUCUGCCAACGGAUAUCCCAGGACGGUCUGUGGCAGCUCUCGCCAUAAUGGCUUCUCUGGGGGCGUGGGGGCCCUUGGUAUCAUGAACAACAGACUGGCAGAGACGAGUAACUCCAGGUAGAACAUGCAGAGAGGAAAACAAAGCAUCCAAACAUCUCUCAAACUUUAUAGUAGAACCCUGCAGUUCUGCUGAAAUGGUAACUUGUUAUGCAUGUCAUAUAUCAUUUUUAUACUCCUGACUGGAAUUAAAAACCUCUUCUAAGGAUGAUGGCAUGAACAGAGAAUCACAGAGCUCCUCUUAAAGCAUGGUGACAGCACUCUCAACCUAAGACUCAAAAAGAAUGAGCUUUAAAAUAUCAGCUCUUGGCUGGAACCAGUUGGUGCACCCAGUCAGUUCAUCAGACCUUUUAUGGUUGAAUCAUUGUGCUGUAAAAGAGCCAAGUGAAGCAAACUGCACAGUUUUUGCUUUCUUGGAGUGUUGCCAGUUCAUUUGAAUGUACAUAUGCUGACAAAAAAAGUAUAACCGCUGACUGAUAUAGCACAUACUGAUCUAUGCAUUAUAUUUCUUGUACAUUUUGCACCAUUUUUCAACGUUUCCUUUCUUUUGCCCCUAUCCUGCCUUUUGUUGAUUAAUUUCUUUUCUUGGGGCCAACAGUGAAAAGUAGACCUUCACAUCAUGGCCAUGAUGUAGCUGAUUUAAAGGGGGUUGUAGCAUAGGACAGCUUUCCAGUGCUACACCAACAAGCUACAAAGAGAAAUUUCCUCUCUCUGCAAAUGGAAAAAAGGAAAAAGAUGAAGAAUGAAAAUCUGUUUCUUGAGAGAGAGAAACUGGCCUUCUUAUCAGCUAUAUGCACAUGUUUGAGUGGCCAGACACUGACUUGAAGGGUAAAAGAUGGCACCAACCAUAUCUUUCUUUCUCCAUGCCGUAUGUUUCAAGCUAAACAACUCACUGUGAGGAAAAUAAAGAGUUUUUUUCCUGUUUGGUAUUAACUGCAGUGUAUUAUAAAGAAAUUGCAAAAAGAAGAAAAGGAGAAAAACACUACAUAGGUUAAAGAUGUAUGAGGAGGUCCUUUUCCCUAGAAUGCAAAGGUUUUCAUGAAACAUUUUGUGAUUUCAAAAGGAUUCAGGUUAUCCUAUAUAUUCAUACAUUUCUUAGAUUUUGGCCCUUAAUUCCACAUGUUUCAAUGUAUUUUAUAGGGAUUUAAUAUCAUAUAACACAGUAAUGCAC